GAGUAUGUAGUGUAAGGCAUUACGAUAUUGCUAAAGCAAUUCUUCCAACAUGUAUUCCUUGGUGACACUUCUUAGCUUGGCUGCCGCCAUCUUUGCUAUUGGAAAUGGCAGAACAAUCCGCAAUAUAACCUUCGAGGAAAAUGAGAUGAAAAGACUGGCCUUACAAAAUCCUGAUCUGUAUGAUGGAGACAUGGCUGGAAUUGAUGGCCCAUUUGAUAUCGAACGUAAUGUUAUUCCUGGACAAUUCUACAGGUGGCCUAAUGCUCGUGUCCCCUACGUUAUUGACAGGUCUCUGCAAGGUCAGAGCAACAUGUUCAAUGCUGCCUUCCAAAACUACCAACAGAGCACGUGUGUACGCUUUGUGCCAAGGAGUAACGAAAGAGAUUACAUCUACAUAUUCCCUGGACAAGGUUGUUACUCUCACGUUGGUAAGACAGGCGGCCAGCAACCUCUGUCUUUGGGACAAGGAUGUCUGUUCGUGGGAACAGUUAUUCAUGAACUGGGUCAUGCACUUGGAUUCUACCACGAGCAGAACAGAUCAGAUAGAGACGAUUAUCUGAUUAUUUACCUUGAUAACGUUGUGCGAGGUAUGGAAUCCAAUUUUGCUAAGCUGGCUCCCCACCAAAAUAUCCUUUUUACAUCCUUCGACUACAAUUCCAUCAUGAUCUAUGGCAAUAAAGCAUUCUCCAGGAAUGGCAUGGCUACCAUGGAAGCCAAGACUGGCCAGAAGUUAUCCGACCCUUACGAUAAGAACAGUAUGUCCAGGUCUGACAUUGAACGGGUGAAGAAAAUGUACGGAUGUUGAUUCCUCAGUCAUAUUACUAUGCAGUCUACAUUACUAUGCAAUAUUUGUUUUUCUCUUUAAUAUGCUCCCAAUAAAGUAGUUUACGGAAA
Messenger RNA from Argiope bruennichi, 894 nucleotides. Its product is annotated as astacin-like metalloprotease toxin 5. Gene Ontology annotation, biological process: proteolysis. Gene Ontology annotation, molecular function: zinc ion binding; metalloendopeptidase activity. The transcript has 6 exons. The coding region runs from base 50 to 805 and encodes 251 amino acids. The record is from RefSeq and is a predicted model, not a curated record. NCBI's taxonomy places the organism in Eukaryota, Metazoa, Arthropoda, Arachnida, Araneae, Araneidae.